Dermacentor silvarum is the source of this 2809-nucleotide messenger RNA. RefSeq names its product receptor expression-enhancing protein 1-like. The record is from RefSeq and is a predicted model, not a curated record. Gene Ontology annotation, molecular function: microtubule binding. NCBI's taxonomy places the organism in Eukaryota, Metazoa, Arthropoda, Arachnida, Ixodida, Ixodidae. The transcript has 9 exons. Gene Ontology annotation, cellular component: endoplasmic reticulum tubular network; endoplasmic reticulum membrane; cytoplasmic microtubule. Bases 172 to 966 code for a protein of 264 amino acids. Gene Ontology annotation, biological process: endoplasmic reticulum tubular network organization.
AAGUGGCGCGUCGCCUCCGGCGCGCUGUCUGCGGCCCAGCGGCUCGUGUUCUGACGUAGCGUAUUCCACGCUCUGUUCAAAAAUUGUGGAUGCUGUUCUUUGAACUUUGGGAGUGUCGUCGUGUGCCUUUCGAAUCUUACGAGGACCCAUAUCAUUUUGGAUAUACGCAGAAUGAUUUCCACCGUCAUAUCUCGCCUAAUCAUCUUGCUCUUCGGUGUGCUGUACCCUGCAUAUGCAUCCUACAAGGCAGUCAAGAACAAGGACGUCAGGUCCCACCUUCAAUGGAUGAUGUACUGGAUCGUAUUUGCCCUCUUCACAUGCAUCGAGACAUUUUCUGACAUCUUUAUUUCAUUUUGGAUGCCAUUUUAUUAUGAGCUCAAGAUCUUGUUUGUUCUAUGGCUCCUGUCACCUGCAACAAAAGGAUCAAGUCUCUUGUACCGACGCUUCGUUCAUCCACAACUUGUUCAACGUGAGCAGGACAUUGAUGAACUGAUAGAGAAGGCAAAGGAGCAAGGCUACUCUACCAUGUUGCUUCUUGGCAGCCGUGGUCUGAGCUAUGCCACCAGUGUGGUGCUCCAGACAGCCAUCAAAGCACAAGAAGCGAUUGCAGCACACAGGAGUCAUGAUGUAGCAGCUAUCCAGGGCAGAGAUGACAGGCCAGAUGGCAAUGCAAUUGCUUGGAUGGACAUGGACAGUGAUUCAGAGCACCUGCCACAGUUGCCGGCCCCUUGCCAACAACUUGAACCGUUUGUGGGAACUGGUGACAGCCUGGACAUUGACAACAAUCUGUAUGCUGUCGAUUCAGGCACCCAUGGUGAAGAAGUUUGCGCAUCACCUCGCCCAGUUGCAACCAAGACAUCGCGCUCGUCAGUUAAGAACCGUAGUCGCAAUACGGCCAGAACAUCCGACUCAAGUGGACCGAUGCGCCGGUCAACGCGAGCAGCCAAGAAUGCAAGCAAGAAUUGAAGCCUUCAGCCUUUGAAGCCUUCAGCCCUUCAAAAGCACCUCUGCACCAUCUAAGUGUGUCUGCUUAGGCAGAUAACAUUGUGAUUAUUGUUUCAGUCGAAGUGUGCCUUCUUUUUUGUACUACUGAAAAACAAAACAAAAAAAAAAUUCUUUGUGCAGUACUGUGCUGCAGUAAAUCUUUUUGUGAGGUUGCAUGUUUUUGUAGGAUUUUUUAGGGCCUGGUUUAACUUAACUUGUUACUGCUGCGUUACACUAAUUGUGUGCAUUCCCGAUGUCUAUGCAUUCUUACUGUGUCCAUCUUGCUAAUAUAUAUUAGCACAUGCUGGGAGAAGUGGAAGCACUAUUUGCUAUUCUUAUACCAUGCAUAUGUUUUUCUCUCCUUCACAUUUCCUCCUGUUUCCUUUUUCUUUUUGUUUUUUUUUACCUUUUCAAAUUUAGGUCAUAGCAACUCAAGCUUCUACAGAUAGCUGUGUGGGCUGGGCUACUAUUAGGACACUCCAAGUGCACUUGCCACCACUUUUUAGUGCAUUUUUUUAGUGCCAUAAAUGUAGCUUCUUUUGUGCAGUUCUUGUCAGUGGAAUGCAUAAGUAACAAUAAACUUGCUGUGAUAUAUAUAUAUUUUUUAAUAUUUUUUUUAGAGGAAACAGCACAUUUGUAGCUGCAGUGUGAACUUGUGGCACUUGCUUACAGGUAUUAGAAAUGCCUGUGUAAUCUCAACUCGAGUCACCUGCAUUGCUUUUAGUACAUACGUAGUAGGUGAAGUCACAAAAGCUAAACUCAGUGUGCUUUAGUGACAUUAUAACACUUGAAUUCACUUGUUACUAAUCAAGUUGUUGCCAUGGUUCUUGUUACUCCGCAGCAAUUGUUGGUGAGACACUUGUUUGGCAUGCCGCCACACUCAAAGGCAACAUUUAGGGGUGAUGGUUGUGGUUAGAAUGCAGUGUUUGUGACUGUGUUUCUGUGGUAUGUUCGCAGUGUAAAUGCGUGUACUCAGUGUUGCUAGUAGCAUAAUGGGGAUCAUGCUCAGUAGAAGCCCUUGUCACUGAUGUUUUUCCCAUCUUUUUAUAGCACUACUUGUGCCUUUGAUCUUAUGUGUUCAUUAGUGCCACAUCUGUGUGUUCCUGAACACCUUUGUCCGAGCCAUUUCUGCAAAAUUGUGUGUCUGUGAAGAGGAAGAAUGGCAGCUUUGACUGCAUGCACUACAGGAUAGUCAGAGCAAAAUUUCUAUCUUUGUUCAUAUGGCCCUGUCAGCUGAUCGUAUGGAAGUGCAUGUAUUAAAUGGUGUUGGAUUGAGGACGAAGUAGGACACUCAGUGAUAUAGAUAUAUAUACAUAUACAAUGAUAAGAAAUAUGUGCAUGGCCUAUUAGCAUGUUAGGGACCAUUUGUGGUCCCACUUGGAUCCUUUAAAACAUGUAGGGCUACUGCAUACAUUUCUACGCUUACUGGUUUUUCUUUCACAAUUCAUAAGCUGUAUCCUUUGCAGGUAAAGCAAAAUAUCACGUCUUCAUCACUCAUCUUUAAACUUGGGCUGAGAUGAGGGAUUGCAGACUGGCUGUGAAAACCCUUUACUAGAGGACAGUAAACUCUAGUCAGUGAAAAUUCCUUAUGGGUAUUACACCAUGUGAAGACGUAUUUUGUGUUUAGCCAAAGAAUAUUUCUUGACAACGCUAGAAAAACAAGCAUAAAUUUGCUCGUAUAGUAGGACCACAAAAGCCUUUUUUUUUUUUUUUUUUUACCAUUUACCUAUUCUCAAUGUUUUUCAUAUUGUCAUGAAAAAUACUGUGUUCUGUUUUCAUGGUGUGCAAUAUACCCAACUGUUUUUGAAAAUAAAUUGUGUAUUAU